This is a messenger RNA of Chara braunii, 4120 nucleotides long. The record is from the annotation of a GenBank genome assembly. Lineage: Eukaryota; Viridiplantae; Streptophyta; Charophyceae; Charales; Characeae.
CUGUAACAGUUGGCAAGAAAACCUGACUGCGUCUUCAGGAGGUCCAAUGGAACCCGACACGAUGGGGCCACAACCGACCAUGGGCGAAGCGGGAGAGGAGUAUAAGACAUCGCCCGAYCGAGCUCUGAGAGAACUGAAGGAACGAAUUAGGCAAGAAGCGCCGCUGAGAUGGGCUGACCAAACCAAUGACGGAGGGCCCGACGUAAGAGGCGAACCUGUUACAACAGAGCCGCAGGAGGCUCUAAGGACGGGUACCUCGAGCGGACGACGAGAGACAACGAGACGACGCUCCCCCGAGUACGAGCAGAGGGACACCAUAGCGGAUAGGCACAGAGACGACUGGAGAGAGAGCUUGAGGGAUUCCUGUUGGAGGGACAGAGAUAGAGACAGGGCGCCGCCCAGGCGGGUCUUCGAUCCCCAGACAGGGGAGUCACAUCCGCUUCCUUACGAGAGCAAGGACCGCUAUAUUAUUACGCACAAGGUCUCAGAGCCUCCUACCUUUAGGGGUUAUGGUAUCACUGAAUAUCUGGAGAAGUGGGAGCUUCACGCCAGCCGGAGUCAGUGGUCGGAGGAAGAAAUUAUAGAGAACUUCCUAUUUAAUGUGGACCCAAGUCUCGGUAGGGAAGUUAAGGAAGCUCGACCGAAGGAUGGGAAAUGGACUACGUACAAGAAGAGCCUUGUUGAGCUUUACAAAUUGGAGGAUAACAAGUAUUCCAUCAAGGACCUUGAAACAAUGACUCAAGAUGAAGAUGAGAGCGUACGGGCAUUUGGGAUGCGUUUCCAAAAGAUCUCCGACGUCCUGAUGAAGAAGGGGAAGAUCUCAGAGGUCGAGCGUUGUACUAUCUUCAUCGGACACUUGUCCAAAGGUAGGCAAAAGAGUAUACUUAGAGGUCUUCCGCGCGACAGGCUUGAUUUUCCAGAAGUCCUAAAGCUCACGAUAAAGGCAGAGGCAGACGAUUACAAGGACUUGGUGUGGAGAGGGAUGAGGAGACGUGACUUCUCUCUCUACAAGGAGUAUGCCACUGAUAGAUGUCCCGAUUUCAAGGAUUAUCCCUGGUCGGAGAAGAAUGAGGCCGUGGCUGAGAAAGUGAAGGAGAUACGGGACAUGGUGAAGGGAUUAACGAGACAGGUUACAGAAAUUGUGACCGCCACAAGGGUCACGGCCUACCGGGACAAACCUGGAGGACCUUAUUCACUUCGCUGGGACCGUAGGAACAACGAUCCCUGGAGGAGUGUCGAGGAUAAAAAUCCUCGGACGCUGACUGAUUAUCGUACGAGGGGAAGAGAAAGAGACGAUGAGCCAUGGCGACGUAGGGACGAUGAGAUAGACCGAGACCGCAGAGAUCACGAGCCGUUUGUGCGAGCAAGGAGGCUGGAUGAUUACCCACGAAGCCCUCGCUAUGAGGCCGAUCGGGGUAGACGCGACUCCCGCAGCCGAUGGGAGACAGAACAGGGCCGACGAGAUGAAUAUAGGGACGACAGAUACGAGAGGUCGGGUCGAGAUGGCUACAGAGGGAGCAGAUAUGAGAGAAGAGAUCGGGAUUGGGAACGACGAGAUGAGUCGCGCGGACGGUUUGAGCGCGGGGGAGAUGCGAGAGAGCACCGCGACGAGUCGCGGGGAUGGUACAACCGAGGAGACCGACGCGAUGAGUCACGAGGACGAUAUGACUCGGGGGACCGCCAGAAUGAUUCCCGAGGGCGGUAUGAGCAAGGAGGGUUUGGAGGAGACCGGCGCAACGAUCCGCGCGGUCGGAAUGAGAGAGGGGGAUAUGGUGUCUCAUCAGAACCAUAUCCAAAGUCGCCUGACCCCAACGCGGCCAGGAAUUCGAUGUCUAGAGGCGCAGACGACAGGGCGUCUACUCCCAGGAACUCAUGCGUCUACUAUGAUCUCGGAGAUGUAUCGAUGUUCCCUUCGAUGAAGGAGAAUGUCGAAGCAAGGAGAAUAAAGACGAGUAAAGGAAUGGAGCCGRUCARGAGCCAGAGCAUCAAGAUAACCUUUGAGGGGGACAUGGCGACCACACCCAUAAGGGUGGCAGCCACCAAGUCGGCAAGCGGGUCUACAUCGAAAAAAACUGAUACGGAUUACGUGAUGGCUGAGAAGGACGGGCAGCGGGUCGAUAGAGAGGAGGUUACCCUUUCGCCGCGAAAGCGGGGAGUCAAGAAGUUCUUAAUGAAGAGUUCGCUGGACGAGAUUGACACGGUUGAGCCACUGAGGCGGGCCCUUCGGCAACCCAUGCAGUGCUCUAUUCUAGAGUACCUGGCGGCAUCGAAGUCGGUUCGUGAUGAGUUACAGAUGAUCACGCGGAAGAUUCGCAUACCUCUAUCGGAGGAGGGUCAGGGGGCCCCUAAGGCGGAAGCUUCUACAGUAACAGUAACGGGGGUGACUGCCAGAGCRGAUCGCAUGGCGACAGUCCUUCUCGAUGGAAUGGAAGGGCCAGUAGAGAAGGAUGAGACAGAGGUUAUACCUGGGGUUAGAAGAUUCGUCGAGCAGCACCUGACAGACAUUUGCGCGGUACUCGAGCAGCUGGACGAUGCGAAUUUGACAGUCAGCGGAACCAAGAGCCGAUGGGUCGUCUCGACUAUUAAGAUCUUGGGCUUUAUAUGUGACUCGAGAGGACGCCGAGCAGACCCGGCGAAGUUAGACAAACUCCUGAACUGGCCGCCACCGUUACAUAGCGCAACCGAGGUCCGGCAGUUUCUGGGAGUGGUCGGUUACUGGCGCAUAUUCAUACGGGGGUAUGCGGCGAAGACUGAGCCAUUGAGGUUACUCCUUCGAAAGACUGAAAAAUUAUACUGGGAUUCUUCGCAGGAACUCGCAAUGCAAGAACUUAAAGACGAAUUUAAGGAAGGAGGGCGCGUGCUGGGUGUGCCAUUCUUUGACGAUGAGACCGAGAGACCCUUCAUAGUAUCCACGGAUGCUGGACCAUGUUCAGUGGGUGGUUUGCUGUCUCAGAAGGACGCUGGAGGGAAGGAAAGACCGUUAAGAUUUGAGAGUAAGACACUUAAUAUGGCUGAGCGUAACUACAGUCAAUUCAAGAAGGAGGUGUUAGCUGUUCUCCGGUGUCUAGACACGUUCAGACACUAUAUCUAUGGGCGACGGUUCAUCUUGAGAGUAGACCCCACCGCAGCUGCCUCUGUCCUCCAGAAGGACUUUAGUCUGACGGACCCGACCAUCGCCCGAUGGUUAAUACGGAUUCGGCUAUACGAUGAAACGGUCGAAAGAGUAUCUGGUACGAAAAAUGUCGUGGCAGAUGGACUUUCACGCAUCCCUCUCGAGCGUUCGAUAGUAGCUGGGGCUCUGACAAUGGCAAAGCCGAGGCGCACCGAGAGAUUUCUGGUUAAUCUUUACGAGGGCAAGUAYCGAAUGAUCGGACUACACCUGACGGAAGAGGAGAGUCAAGAUUCAGAAAUCCGGAGGCAAGCAGCCCAGUACUGCCUUAGAGCGGGCCACCUUUUCCGAAGGCCAGUAGGGUCAGGAAUGCCCUUACGAGUAGUCUGUGAUCCUGAGGAGAGGCAGACGAUAGUUGCGGAACCUCACGAUGGGGUAGUCGGAGGACACAGGGGGGUCAAAGGAACCUACGAAAAGAUACGCCGGCUAUACUGGUGGGAAGGACAGUAUAAGGACGUCGAGAGGUACUGCAUGACAUGCGAAGAGUGUCAGAAGAGAGCUCUUGUGAAAUACAAAGAGCCACUUCAUCCAUCCUAUCCAACCCGACCAGGAGAGAAGGUACACAUCGAUUUAGUGAAGAUGCCGAGAGGGGUAGGGAAUAUGAACUACGUCGUGAACAUACGAGACGAUUUCACUGGGUUCGUGGACGGUAGACCUAUCAGGAGUAAGGCGGCAAAGGAAGUAAAGAACUUUGUCCUAGAGUACUUAUCUAGGUAUGGUUGUGUCGGCAAGAUAGUGAUGGACAGAGGGGCGGAAUUCCUAGCUGACGAGGUCCAGAGCGUGUUUAGGAGAGCCGGUACGAGAGUUUCGAUAGCUACCGCCUAUCACCCACAAUCGAACUCUCCAGUAGAGAGGGGACACCAGACUCUGAUAGCGUCACUGUCCAAGUGGUGCAAGGGUAGGGACAGUGAUUGACCACGAUAUUUUCGAUACGCAAUAUGGGCGGACAAC